AUGCUGUACCGCGCCAUCAACGGCGACAGCGCCGGCCCCGAGCGCCGCGAGGACCCCGGCGCGCCGCACGCGGCACACGCACCGCACAGAUACGAAUGGUUUAGUUUUUGGGGAAAGAUAGUUUUAUUUAAAAUGUCGAGUAAUAACGAGUGUAGAGUACAGUACGUAUAUGUAAUGUGCCAGUCGGGCGCGCCGCAGGGCCCGCCCACGCCGUGCCCGGCGCGCGUGGAGUACGCCACGCCGGUGUUCGCGCGCAACUACCAGGGCGUGUGGCGCUACGUAGUGCAGAUCCCCUACGAGGGUUACUUCACGCAGACCGUCGAGGUCACCAGAUGCAUGCAGUCGCGCUGCCACUACCUGGAGGGCGGCUGCCUGAGCUCACCGCGCUGGCUGUCGCUGCUGGUGGCCGAGCUGCACUACCCGCCGCAGCCCGCGCCGGAGUACCAGCCGGCGCAGAAGCUAGAUGACGUCAGCACAGAGAAGCCGCACUGCGACGGACACGACGAGCUCGGCUGCUAUCAGGUGCGCCUGUACUAUGACUGGUUCUUGGUGCCGGGCUCGUGCAAGUGCUGGCGGCCCGACUACUUCGCGCGUUACGUGCGCCGCGCGCGGCAGGACCUG
Messenger RNA from Brenthis ino (lesser marbled fritillary), 621 nucleotides. NCBI's taxonomy places the organism in Eukaryota, Metazoa, Arthropoda, Insecta, Lepidoptera, Nymphalidae. The record is from the annotation of a GenBank genome assembly.